AUUCCCUCUGCCUCCGCUUCUCUCCCUCUCUGGGCUCUGGACACCCUCAAGGCUGCCUCGGUGUACACCGCUCCCUUUGUGGGCUUCCUCUUCCACCUCGCUGUGACUUGGGUGCAUCACAGUCUCCAGUCAAAAUGGCCACCACCAAGGAGAAGCUGAUUGGCAAUCUAGUGCCCCAGGGAGAUGAGGCACCGCGCAAUAAGAUCACGGUUAUUGGAGUGGGCGCUGUGGGGAUGGCAUGUGCCAUCAGCAUCUUAAUGAAGAACCUGGCGGAUGAGUUUGCUCUGGUGGAUGUGAUGGAGGACAAGCUGAAGGGGGAGAUGAUGGACCUCCAGCAUGGCAGCCUCUUCCUCCGCACCCCGAAGAUCGUGGCCGACAAGGAUUACAGCGUCACCGCUGGCUCUAAGCUGGUUAUCGUGACUGCCGGGGCCCGUCAGCAGGAGGGUGAGAGCCGCCUCAACCUGGUGCAGAGGAAUGUCAACAUCUUCAAAUUUAUCAUCCCCAACGUGGUCAAGUACAGCCCCAACUGUGUCAUCCUAGUGGUGUCCAACCCAGUUGACAUCCUGACUUACGUGGCCUGGAAGCUGAGUGGGUUCCCGCGGCACCGUGUGAUUGGCAGCGGGUGUAACCUGGACUCUGCACGUUUUCGAUACCUGAUUGGCGAGAAGCUUGGCAUCCACAGCACCAGCUGCCACGCCUGGGUCAUUGGCGAGCACGGCGACUCCAGUGUGCCGGUGUGGAGCGGGCUGAACGUGGCAGGUGUGUGCCUGCAGAAGCUCAACCCUGACAUCGGGACCGAUCAAGACAAGGAACAUUGGAAGAAGCUGCACAAGGAUGUGGUGGACAGUGCUUACGAAGUGAUCAGGCUGAAAGGCUACACCUCCUGGGCUAUCGGCAUGUCUGUGGGAGACAUGGCCGAGAGCAUCAUGAAGAACCUGCGGAGAAUCCACCCUAUUUCCACUAUGGUCAAGGGUUUACACGGAAUUUCUAAUGAAGUUUUCCUGAGUGUCCCUUCAAUCCUGGGAAGCUCAGGAAUGACCGACAUUGUCAAGAUGGUGCUGAAACAGGAGGAGGAGGCCCAGCUGGUGAAAAGUGCUGAGACCCUAUGGGGUAUCCAGAAAGAUCUGCAGUUUUGAAGCUCGUCACUGUAACCUGUCGUGCUGGCUGUAGCCAAUGUUUCUGUGGGCUGCUCGUGGUGUUGUCCUGUGUCGUCCAGCGAGACAUAGUGACCGCAUCUUUGUGACAACUUUUGCUUCCCUGAAAUAGUGACCCUUUCACUAGACACAGCUGAGCACCCCCCACUGGCCAGCAGUCCUGCGUGCAAUCACAAAUUCCCAGUCAACCUGUGUCUUCCACACUGAGCAGCUCACAGCUGUCACAAUGUCUUAAGUAUUUGUGUGUAGACUAUCAACUGUGUAUCAAGCGUCUGUUGUAGGGAAAUAAAGUAAAGAACUCCCAA
Molecule: messenger RNA, 1459 nt
Organism: Callorhinchus milii (elephant shark)
Lineage: Eukaryota; Metazoa; Chordata; Chondrichthyes; Chimaeriformes; Callorhinchidae
Product: L-lactate dehydrogenase A chain-like
Exons: 8
Coding region: 135-1136 (333 amino acids)
Biological process (GO): carboxylic acid metabolic process
Cellular component (GO): cytoplasm
Molecular function (GO): L-lactate dehydrogenase (NAD+) activity
Source: RefSeq, a predicted model, not a curated record